AUGGAUAAACACCAGGAUACGAAGGAAUUUCCUUGCCCAAACUGCAGUGAAAUUUCCCCUAUACCGGAUCAAGGGUCUGCAGGCCUGAGGGUGAACUUCUUUGCUAAAUCUGUAUUGGAUGCAGCUGAUGAUCAUUCUGCAUCUUCGAAAGAUACUCUUAUAAAUGGCAUAUGCCUGCAACCUGGGGAGCAUGUCCUUGUUGCGUCAAACUGUGUCGAAUGCAGUCGGGAGAUGUGCAACGUGUGUGGAUGUACCUGCAACCACAACUCGUCAAAUUUCACCAAACCUCACAAGCGUCAGUUGACGUGUAAUGAGUUCCAAAAUGCGAAAAAGCUGAACCCAUCACAGCGAAUCUUAUACUGUAAAAUUCACAACAAAGAAAAGCUGAAAUAUUUCUGUCAAAAAGAUCAAUCCCUCAUCUGCCAAAAUUGUGUUGAACUUAAACACGAAGGCCACUCAUUGGUAGACAUUGAACAUACGUCGAAGGCAAACCUGAGACUUGCUAUUGAUCUUGGUAGACAGAGAUCAGUCAAGUAUGAAACUUGUAUCAAGGAAGCCCACGUUGUUAAAAAGGACAUUGAAGAGAAAGCAAAGAUUACCAAAGUCAAACUUGCAGCAGAUCGGAAGAAGGAACAUGAUAAAGUUGAUGCCAAAUUUGACAAAAAGGAAAUUGAGGCUGAUGCAUCUACCAAUGCAUGUCUAAACGACACCGAGGCGUAUUUGGCUAAGCUGAAGCUAGAAAAGGAAACAGUCGAUGGUAGUAUCAAACAAUUAGAAAUUCUCCAGAAUCAUGGCCACCCAGCUGAUAUUGUGUGCAUGAUUCCCGAGAUACACAACAAGCGAAAUGUAUGGUCCAAUCCUCCUGAUUCCAAAUUGACUACUGCUUACAAUCAUCUGGAUGAUCACGUUAAACGUGAGAAGCGUAUGCUUGUUGAGGAUUUUCGAGACAUAGCUGUCCUGCAAAAUGAUGACUUUGUUACAAUUUGUGAUGGGAAUGCAGUAAUUUAUGAUGAAGACUUUAAUAAAAAAGAAUCGACCAUGUUUCCAGUGAUCACAGGUGCGUCUAAUAAGACAAAGGAGGAUGCUUAUGUCAUCAUGUCACCUUCCCGAUUAGACUUUUAUAACAUGGAAAGUGGGGCACUUUUAAAAAGUGUAUACAAUGCCAUUCAGAAUGCAACAGAUUUUGUGAUUGUUCAUCAUUCCGAAAUUUUUAUUUUGGCUCAUGAUAGCAAAAUUAUUAGGUUGUCAGAUACGGGUCGAAUCUUGAAUCUAUACGAUUUAGGUGGAUCAUCAGGAAGAGAUAAAAUGGAAGGAGUCGCCACAAUGCAAGUAAACAGUAAGAAUGACAUCGUUAUGUCUUACAAUGGCGGUGUUGUUGGAAUCAGAUUGAUCAAGGACACUUUCCGGAAGAUCUUUGAGUACAUUCCCGAUUGCAACACGGGGUACAAUAUGUACGCUCAUGUCGACAGUAAAGACAACAUAAUCACCGUGAACAAAAAUAAAAACACGGUGGAGCUUCUUUCCCCUACUGGCGUCUACAUGAAGGAUUUGAUCCCACCAAAUGCGAUUAAGUUUGAGAUAAUACGGGUAGAAUCGAACUCUAAGGGUGAGUUGUUUGUUGGAGUCAUGCACAAGGGUUCCUCCAAGAAGUGCAUCAUCAAACUGAGGUACAGGCGACAGGAUGGUACCAUAGCCUGAAUACAUUGGGGACAGGAUGGUACCAUGCCCUGCGUACAUGGUGGACAGGAUGGUACCAUACCUUGAAAACAUUGGGGACAGGAUGGUACCAUAACCUGAAUACAUGGGGGACAGGAUGGUACCAUACCUUAAAUACAUGGGGACAGGAUGCUACAUACCCUGAAAACAUUGGGGACAGGAUGGUACCAUAACCUGAAUACAUGGGGGACAGGAUGGUACCAUGUCAAGAGUACAUGGGGGAUGGGAUGGUACCAUACCAUCCCAUUCCCCAUGCCAUCCCCAUACCAUAUAAUAAAUCCUUCAAACGAAAUAUGGAGCUUUACAAUAGACUGUUCACUACGUACACUUUGAAAGCAAACCGCACCGCAAAACACAAUGACGUUAUACUUAUAAUCUGCAAAUAAUCCCAAUCUAGCUGAUUAGGGGUCCCGUGGUACGUUUCUCGAAUUCGAUACUAGCAAUGGAAUUUACUUUAUAAAUGAUACAAUGGAUAUGAGAAACGUAAAUCGUGAAAUGUAGAUACAUUUGAAUACUAGUACAAUAACCACUACAUCUUUUUACGUGUUUAGCCCAAACCUAAGAACGAGAAGCAAUUUUAAAUUCUAGUCGUAACGUAAUAUCAAAUUGUGGAUUGAGUAAAUAUUGGGUAAAAAUGCUGAAAAAUUUGUGAUCUUCAAAUAACCAUACAAAUGAUUCAUUGUUUAAAAUUUGUUUUGACACAAGCUGAUAUAUUUACAAAACGAAACUAAACUGUCGUGAGGCCCAGACCAAUUAAAAUGCCAUUCAUAAAUACUUACACAAAAUCAAGUAUAUUAUCAUAUAAUAAUCGUUGAGUUAAUCAUUGACUUCUGCUCAAGAGCUCUUGAAGAAAACGAAAAUUUCAUUUUUGGGUACAGUACAAACUAGAUAAAGAGAUACGUGAAAUGGG
Molecule: messenger RNA, 2626 nt
Organism: Owenia fusiformis
Lineage: Eukaryota; Metazoa; Annelida; Polychaeta; Sabellida; Oweniidae
Source: the annotation of a GenBank genome assembly